Molecule: messenger RNA, 777 nt
Organism: Medicago truncatula (barrel medic)
Lineage: Eukaryota; Viridiplantae; Streptophyta; Magnoliopsida; Fabales; Fabaceae
Exons: 7
Coding region: 50-571 (173 amino acids)
Biological process (GO): regulation of mitotic spindle organization; activation of protein kinase activity; mitotic spindle assembly
Cellular component (GO): nuclear microtubule; spindle
Molecular function (GO): microtubule binding; protein kinase activator activity
Source: RefSeq, a predicted model, not a curated record
CCCUCAAUUCAACAACGGUUACAUAGUUACACAUUUAUUCCACUUAAACAUGGAGAGAGCAAACACUAAAUCUACUUUGAAGUUUGUCAAGAACGGUUCACAAUCUUCAUCUCAAUGGAGUAGUACUGAUUCUAAAGGAAUGACAAAAGAUGUACUCAAAGAAAGGUUUUAUGACAAGAAUAAGGGUUCAAGAAAAUCUCCUACAAAAGAAAAUACAAAACCACAAGAAUUCAAACUCCACACACAAGAAAGAGCUGUCAAACGUGCAAUGUUCAACUAUGAAGUGACAACAAAAUUAUAUCUCAUGGAGUUGCGAAAGAGACAAGAGGAGAAGUUGAUGAAGAUGAUUGAAGAGGAAGAGAUACGUUUGCUUAGGAAAGAAAUGGUUCCACGAGCUCAAUUGAUGCCUUACUUUGAUAAGCCAUUCUUCCCACAAAGAUCAAACAGAACAGUUCCAAGAGAAUCAUGCAUUCACAUGAUGAGUAGCAAGUGCUGGAGCUGCACCUCUGGCAAUGGAUUUUACAACAUGCACCAAUGUGGUCAUCAAGCUCUUAACAACCCCAUUAAAUAGAAGCUUUAUACAGUUGCGAAGAGAAGCAUCUAUAAUGUCACAUUAAUUUCAUGCAUGUUGUACACUAUCCAUGCCAUGCCAUAGAGAGAAAACUUAAGAGCUUUUGUACCAUAUAGCCUAGCUCCACUUAAUUAGACGGCGAGAUUUUUUUAUUUUUUUUAUGUAUUCUUUGUCACAAAUAAUAAAGAUGAAUCGUGUUUUUUGUG